Messenger RNA from Lizanozyma spartinae, 1872 nucleotides. RefSeq lists its product as uncharacterized. NCBI's taxonomy places the organism in Eukaryota, Fungi, Ascomycota, Pichiomycetes, Serinales, Debaryomycetaceae. The record is from RefSeq and is a predicted model, not a curated record. The transcript has a single exon. Gene Ontology annotation, molecular function: protein-arginine omega-N symmetric methyltransferase activity. The coding region runs from base 1 to 1872 and encodes 623 amino acids. Gene Ontology annotation, cellular component: mitochondrion.
AUGUACGGGGUUCGAGAUCGAGUGUGUGCUAGUGGACUGAGGAUCUUCAGACGUCAACUCUUCAAGAAGCUCAAUCCUAAAAGUAUCAUUGAGAAAGAUGAUCUGGUUCAUCACGAAUAUUCCAUUCGACCGGAUACAUUUGCAUUCAAGGUGUCUGAAGACAGAACCAGAGGGUUUGGUAAAAGACGGAAAGACGGAGAUAACAACAAAGACAUAGACUCUGGAAAAGCACAUCCAUUUCAGAAGGUUGAUAAUACUAGUAGUAUUAGCACUACUGAUAGCAUAUCAUCCACUAGUUUUAACCCUAUUCAAUUUAUAUACCAGAACUCAACCAAUUAUCCAUUUGAUGUCAAAUCUCCUCAACAAGUGUAUAACGAGUAUCCUUUGACUACAUCGGCAAAGCUAUCCAGACUGAAAUCUAGACCUAAGCGGGUUAAGAUGAGUAGUGUUGAUUUUAUUGAAGAUUCAUUGUAUAAUCCCCACUAUGGGUAUUUCUCCAAAGAAGUCGAGAUCUUCCACCCCGAUAAACCCUUCAAUUACAAUAAUAUUGAGGAUGUGGAUGAGUUUAUGGAAUCUUGGGAACAAGCUUAUACAAAAUAUGACAUGUAUCAGAAUACGACUCGUCAAGAUCAGAAUCAGAAUCAGAUUCAUGAUUUAAUGUUACCCACCGAGAACAAGUCGACCACCACCACGGCCUCAAAAUACGCUUCAAUGGCUAAAUCGGUAUACAAACAAGACAUUGAAGCAGCCCAAUCGCAUACCAAGUCCAAAAGAUCCUUACAAUUAUGGCACACCCCAACGGAAUUGUUCCAACCCCAUUAUGGUGAAGCCUUAGCCAGAUACAUCAUAGUCAACUACAAGUUAAAUGGGAGUUACCCGUACCAUGAUCUUGUGAUCUAUGAGAUGGGUGGUGGGAAUGGUACUAUGAUGUGCGACAUUUUGAAGUAUAUCAAACAGAAUGAGCCCGAGAUUUAUUCCAGAACGACAUACAAGAUCAUUGAGAUCUCCAGUCAAUUGGCCCAUAAACAAUUAAGCUCGGCCCUAAGAAACAGAUUGACCAAUCAAGGGUUAGAUACGUCGAAAUUGGAGAUCAUUAAUCAAUCUAUUUUCACAUGGAAUCAGGUGGUGGAUUCUCCAUGUUUCUUCAUAGCAUUAGAAGUGUUUGAUAACUUUGCCCACGAUUUGAUUCGCUAUGAUAAUGAGACAGGGGUCCCUUAUGAAGGGAGAGUACUUAUUGAUGAUAAGGGCGAUUUCUAUGAAUUCUUUAGUCCCCAAUUAUCGCAAUACUCUCUGGCCUUCCUCAAUUUAAGAGAAAAUGGUUCGUUCCCCAUCUUGAAGAAGUUGAAUAAUUUCAAUUCAAAAUGGAACCUGACGAAAACUUGUUUUCCCUUUUUCAAUAAGGAUCUUAUUCACCCCUUGGAACAUUCUACCACCAAAUUAAAAUGGGUAAAUCGCAUGUUACCUUUCAAAGAUAACUUAACUCCGGGGGAAUUCAUCCCCACUAGAUUGCUACAGUUCUUUCAUAUCUUACAGCAUAAGUUUCCCCAGCAUUCAUUGAUCUCCAGCGAUUUCAAUUACUUGCCGAAAGCCAUUCCUGGCUACUACAAUGGCCCUGUGGUUCAGACCGUCCUUCAAGACCGCAUGGUGGACGUUUCCACUUAUAUGUGCUACCAGGGCUAUUUCGAUAUCAUGUUUGCAACUGAUUUCAACUUGGCUCUGGAUUUGUAUAAGCAGGUUGUCGGAAAAGUUGCCAGAGUCGAAUCUCAUAAAGAGUUCUUGGAGCAAUGGGCAGAUAUCGAUGCCACAACCACAAGGAAAGGUGAUAAUCCAAUGUUGGAUUUCUAUACCAAUGUAAGCUUUAUGGUCAGUUGA